CCCUGGAGACUUUGCUGCCUCGCCGCCCAGACACGGCUCUGCAAUGUUUACACGGUGGACGUCCAAAUCAAAGCGCUCAGUGGAUCUGAGCUUUCUGAACCACGAAGAAGUGAACGCCGUCCUGGGAGUGUUGGAACGAGAUAAAGAGGUCCGGAGGAUGAACUCCGAGAGGCUCAAAGAAGUCAAGAAGACUAAUCCAAACAAGUUAUGGUUGAAAGGAGUGACUGGCGAAUGGUUUGAAGAGUUAAAGAAAUCAAAAUUCAACAAUCAGACCGACUUGAGUAAGCUACUGAAAGUGCCGCAGAGCUGGCAAUCUGGAAAGAACAAUCAACCUGCUUCAACCGACUCGAAGCUCACACGAUCAAAAAACUGUCCACAGGUAAAAAAUGUAAGCAGUGACAUGAAGUCUUCGGGUAACUCCAAAGUUGAUGAAAGUGGAGAUCCUGUUUCCAAGCCUGUUGCUGCUGCUUCUGAAUCUGACAGACACAAAGCAGACUUGCUCUUAGAAAAAGAUCGGUGCAGUAACUACAAAUCGUUGCAAUUAGAAUCGCCAGCUAUGUUACAGCAAAUCAAUGUACACUUGAAGGUAGCAAUAGUCCCCCGUGUGAAAAGAAAAGUGUACGUGUAUCAUGAAAUCUGUAAACACGUUCUCGAUAAUGAACAACCUAAAGUACUUGGCCAAGACUCAGAAACAAAGACCAGCAAUGUUGCUGUUGAUGAACAUGGAAAAAUUACGUCAAUGGAAAAUGUAAACACUUCAGAGUUACAGAAAAAUACCAGGGAUGAAGAUGGAGUAAAAAGUCACGCAGAGGAUGGCCAAGCAGGAUUAUGCAGAAAUUACAAUAAAAUGAAUGCUGGCAAGUUAAGUGAAAGCACUGAGAAAACAUCACUCAUCAUUGGAUGUGACAAAAAAAAUGGGAGGCACACUUCUCAGGCACGUGAUGUUCUUGCUGAUGAGCAACAAGGAAAUGUUUGUACUCGUGUUGAUUUGGAUCAUUACAAAACAGACAAUGGAUUGUCAUCAGAUCCAAAAACUGGCCUCUCAUCUUCUGUUAUUCAUCCUCAAAAUGAGCUUCAGGAUCAUCCAAUAACCAAUGGGCAUGAUGUUCCAACAAGAUCAAAUUCCGGUUGUUAUUCGUUGAAGAGCAAAUGCGUAAAGGAAAGAACAUUGUUUGAUCUCCUGGUUGAAUCACAGAUUCUUCCAGAUAUUUCCAAAAAAUAUUCAUCAAACAAUAUUUGCGAACCUUCACAGAGAAAUGAAAGUGAUUCAACCAGCAGUAGUGAGACUGUGCCAUUCAGCUCAAUGACAGGACAAAGAAGCCACAAUAUUGGUAAUAUGCAUGUGCUGCAGCAAAAUUGGUCAGAUAAUUUACUUGACACUUCUCAAAAAACUGACAAUGCUCUCCUAAUCGAAGGCAGUAAAUCUGAAACCAUCCUUCUAGCUUCAUCAGCUGUUCCAGUAUGUAUUUCACACCCUCUGCUUUCCACAUAUACUAACAGCAGGAGCGAUGUUAAUGCACUAAAUCACAAUGUCAGUUCUAAAAGUGGCAUCGUCAGUGAUUCUUUACAGAUCAGUCAACUUAAAUCUGGUAUAUCUCUUUCACAACUAAAUCAACACUGUCAAGCUAGAGCUACUUCGCAUAUCACAAUCAAUAGCAGAAAGAGGCAACAGUACCCAGGGACAGAAGACACAAACAUAGUUACACAGGUAAAACAUAACAAUGAUGGUUUGCAACACCAUGCACAUGAGCAAGAAAGGACCGAUUUGUUUUCAAACCCAAAAGCAGAAUCCCGUUCAGUAAUUAUGCUUACUUUGAGUAAAAUGAGAACGAAAACUGGCACGACAAAAAAUGCUGACGUUCCAUUGUCAGAUGAUAAAAAACAAACCUGCAAGGUCGUGGGAAGAAGCGAUUCUUUACGAACAAUUCAGGUAAUUGGUUCACAACUGCCUAUGUGUGACAGGGACACAGAUGUGGUACCAGUAUGUAACCAAAGAUCAUCAAACAAUAACAAUAACAUGGAAAAUGAUAAACCAUUGUCUGUCAUUACAUCAUCUAAAGUUCUCAGAUACAAGUACCGGAUGGUGGAUCUAUCAGUAAGGAGUGAUAGUUUAACUGCAGACAUGCUUCGGUAUAAAUCUGAAGCCAACCAUGUACUUGUGUUACCAGAUGUGACAAAAGCACCUCUUUUGGAUGUUAAAAAUGAUAUGAAAAAUACUUUGCAGAAUAUACCACCACAUAAAAUCAGUAGUAUUUUAACAGAUAUACCUGAUGUUGAUAAUAUGCAAAACUAUCAAACGGUAAAGGCCAGCACACCACAGUCAGAUAUAAUGACUCAAUGCCAGUCUACCGUUUACAUACAUACCAAUGAAGUCAAGUUAUCCAAACGCUACCCUACUGGUGGAAUCAGCAAUGUUGCACAGCAAGACAGUUGCAAAGCCUUGCCAGAAACAGUAAUAGAUCAGCAAUCCCCUGUAACUAAAGCACAAUUGAGGCAAGAUGCCAUACUAGAUGGAGGCAAAGAAAUUUUACCAAAGGAAAGAUCUGAAACAAGCAGUAAGCUUACAUCAGAAAAUUCAGUAUUUGGCCCCUGCAUUCCUGCAGAGAGUGUGGAUAGCAGCCAAAUGAAGUCUCAAGCUAAUUUCCAGCUUGGUGAUAAUACUACCACGUGUCCUAAAAGUGUAGUGAAUUAUCCACCUGAAAAUAAUCUAUUAUUAUCACAAGAUACGCUUACUGGUCAGCAAUCUCCUACAAAUAACCACAACCUGCUGUUUCAUUCCCCAGUAAAAUCAUGCACUAACGAAAUUUUGGAAAAUUGCCUCUCUGAGAACUCUGCCGUUGUUUUGCUACGAGACACUCCAUCUAGUUUGGAUGCUUCUUCUAGUGUUCAACAUGAUACUGAAAGCACACGUCAGAAUUGGGAAUCCAACACCAAGAUUGGAGGCCUUACCAAAGAAAACGAACAACCUGAUUAUUCCAUGGCUGAUGUUGCUUCUUCAUCACCAAAUCCAGUUUCUAAACAGAUGGCCCUUUCAGAUAAUACAUCCAAGUCAUGGGAUCACUGUCUAAGCAAUAGUGGUAUCAUUGGGGACAGAAAAAUUCUCAGCCAUUUGCAAAGUUUGAAAUCUGAAAUCAGUACUCCACUUAUUUCAAGUAGAGUUACGUACCAAGUGUCUCCUAUGUAUGUGAAGGACUAUAAAAACAAACAACUCAAUUAUUUGCCAAACUCUAGACAGAGAGUUAUUGAAGAUUUUGUGCAGUACAAUCAAUCUGAGACGACUUGUGUAUCUUCAUCUUUGGAUCAGAUGAACAGCCAACUACAUCUUGUAAAUACCACAGAUAGCAAUGCAUGUGGGUCACUGAAUUCCUCACUUGACAAUUACAUUCACUUUGUGAAUACUGGAUUGAAUAAGCAUUUAGAAAGCUGCAGUUCUGAUCCUCCAUCAGGUUCACUUAAUGAUCCUGCUAGCACCGUACAACAUUCAGCUGAUGGAUCGAUGUCAGUGAAUUCAGAUUUACCAUUAUGUCGGCUGCUUGUCCAGGAAUGUCCUGCAACUGCCACAGAUAUAAAGAAAAAUGCACUGCCACAUUAUUCUCAUGAAGAGCCUUGCGAUCAAAAUAAAUCUGAAAAUUUGGUUGAUACAUACACAGCAAUCACGUCACCAAAUAACUAUCCAAGCAAACACUCCGUUUAUCCUUCACAAAACAACCAUAACAUCCAUGUGGAGGAAGGAGCCAAUGAGUAUUUGCAAAACAAUUCGGAACACCAAGACAAAAGUCUCCCUUCUGAGGAAUUGACGGAUGUAAAAGCUACAGCAACUGACAUAGAAAUGAAUACAGAUACUCUGCAGCACAAUACAUCAAAUAAAACUCUGCAUGAUGAGAAAUCUUAUGACAGAUUCGCAUCUAGAAUAUUGCAUGAAAUUAAUAACAUAGCCGAUACGCAACUUCAGUUCCCACUCGGUGGAGAUAUCACAGUGGAUGGGAGAUGUAAAGAAUAUUUAGAAAAUGGCAACGGUAAAUUAUCAACCUCUGAUUCACUGACCGACUUACAACCUUUAAAUUUAAUGGAAAACAUAACCAAGACACCCACAAGUUCCCUGUCCAUUAGCAAUAGCUCUGUAGGUCCGGACAAUGAAAAGACUGUGAAACAUUGCCAAUCAGAAUACUACAGUGUAAUUUCACUCAAUGCAUGUCCUGCAGCAUAUUUCACAGAAGGUGCAACCAACGCUGUACAAAACAUGUGCCCAGAUAACAAUGGGUUAACAUUUUGUAGAAGAGCCCAUGACGAUAAUGCACAAGACAAAUCAAAACUUCAAGAUUUGUUGACUGGUGAUCAGUUUACCACAAAUACCAAUAUGAUUCCAACAUUUUCAAUGAUGCCAAAUAACAAGGACACGACUGAUCACGAGUUAUUAAAUUCACCAGGUGGUUCAACCACCACUGAGGACAGAGGCAAUGCAAUUUUACAAAGAAGCAAAAGGCCUACACAUGCAGAAACUGAGAUAAACUCUUUUACCAAUGUUCCACAAAAAGAAAUGUUACUCACUCAAUUCCCACUCAAUUAUAACACCACUCCAGCUGCAGAAAGUAUCAAAACUGUAGAAAAUUACCAGUCUGCCAAAAGAUGUACACUUUUGUCACAAGAUGGAGUAACUGAACAACAGUCUGUUACUAAUUUGGAGGAAGUGAAUAAACAGUAUACCCUUACAAAUACUGUGCAUGACAGCAAGGACACACCCCAGAAAUGCCCGUCAAAUAUUGAUGGUAUAACUGUCUACAGAAGGUCUAGUAAUGAUUGUGAUCCACCAGAUGGAUGUGUGAUUAAGUGUACACCUUCACCACUGAAUCCCGAUUCAGACCUGCUGCCGCAUGUAGGCACUUCACUCAAUAAUGAACACAGUCCAACGGGUCACAUCCUAAACUAUGUCGGUGAUGCUGUAGACUCAAAAGGUGCUGACAUUCAUGAAAAUAAAAGAGCAGAUUUAUCGGGGACUCUACAAAUAUCUCCAAUAAGUACCUCACACAGCAACAAGAACAAACCAUGGAACCAUUCAUCAAUUAUUGGUCGUAAUGUUAUGAUCAAAGGAAUUGAUGAAUUGAAUGCAACUCACAUAGCCCCAAUACUGGAUCCAGUAGCCAACCAACAGCCUUCCAAUAGUUUAUUUAGUUCUGUGGGUGAUGUACUCAACAGUGGAACUGUUGGUGUGGAAAUUGCUGUCAACAAAUGUGUACAAAACAAUAGUGCAGAAAACAACAAAAUACCAACAGUAGAUUCAUUAACUGAUUUGCAGACUGUCCUAACUAUCACAGAUACGAAUACAAAUAUUGGGCAUAAUCAUUUAACAAAAGAUUUUGAUGUUUGUCACAAAUUCCCUCUAAAUUAUAACAUCCCUCCAGUUGUUGAAAGUAUCAAAACUACAGAAGGCCUUUCUGAAGAAAGAUCUCCACUUUUGUCACAAGAUGGAGUAACUGAACAACAGUCUGUUACUAAUUUGGACAAUGACAGAGACAAGCCAUUGGAACAUUUAUUCGACAAUAGUGAAAUGGAAAUAAAUGAGAAUUUUCAGAAAGACAAGCCUGAAAUCAACAAUGUUGUUUCACCAGUUAGCCAUCACCACUCUGCUACAAGCAUUACUGAUAUAACAAAGAAUACUUUACAGCACGGUACAAGAGUAACUGACCUCUACCAUCAUAAGAGACCCUAUAACAGAUUCAAAUUAAACCUUUUUCAGAGAACAAAGAGUGUUUCCUCAUUACCUGAAAUGACGGGGCAAUGGCAAACUGAUAAUACCUCAUUCUUCAGCAAUCAAGAAAAACUGAAGACUCUCCCUCCAAUCAGACAUAACAGCAUUAUGUUGCUGAGUGAUGAAAAUAUAGAAAAAUACAAAGCAAUUUCAUCAAGGGAUGAGGUGAAUGAACAGUAUACCCUUACAAAUACAGCACAUGACAGCAAGGAUACAUCCCAGAAAUGCCCAACAAAUAUUGAUGACAGAAGGUCUAGUAAUGAUUGUGAUCCAUUAGAUGGAUGUGAGAUUAACUGUACACCAGUGGGUGAUGUACUCAUCAAUGGAGCUGUUGGUGCAGAAAUUGCAGUCAACAAAUGUGUACAAAAUGAUACUGCAGAAACCAACAAAAUAACAGUAGAUUCACUAACUGACUUACAGACUAUCCCAACUAUCAACGUUAUAUAUAGAAAACCUGGACAGGAUUAUUUCGCCAAAGAUUUUGAUAUCUGUCCUGAAUUUCCACUCAAUUAUAGCAUCAGUCAGGCUGCAGAAUGUGUCAAUACUACAGAAGGCCACCGAUCUGAAGAAACAUGUCCGGUUUUGUCUCAAAAUGGAGUAACUGAACAACAGUCUGUUACUUAUUUGGACAGGCAAUUGGAACAUUUAUCGAACAGUACUGAAAUGGAAAUAAAUGAGAAUUUUCAGAAAGACAAGCCUAAAAUCAACAAUGUUGUUUCACCAGUUAUACUUCACCACUCUGCUGCAAGUGUUAUUGAUAUCACAAAGGUUACUUUACAGCACGGCACAACAAAGGUAACUGACAUCUACCAUCGUAGACCAUCAAACAGAUUCAAAUUAGACUUUUUACAGAGAGCAAAGAGUGUUUCCUCAUCACCUGAAAUGACAGGGCAAUGGCAAACUGAUAAUACCUCAUUCUUCAGCAAUCAAGAAAAACUGAAGACUCCCCUUCCGCUCAGCCAUAACAUUAAUCUGUUGCCGAGUGAUGAAAAUGUAGAAAAAUGGCAAGCAGUUUCAUCAAAGGAUGAAGUGAAUGAACAGUAUAUCCUUACAAAUACUGCACAUGACAGCAAGGACACAUCCCAGAAAUGCCCAACAAAUAUUGACGGUAUAAGUGUCAACAGAGGGUCUAGUAAUGAUUGUGAUCCACCAGAUGGAUGUGAGAUUAAGCGUACACCUUCACCACUGAAUCCAGAUCCAGGACAGUUGCUUCAUGUAGACACUUCACUCAAUAAUCAACACAUGCCAACAGGUCAAGUCUUAAACACUGCUGAUGAUGCUGGAUUCUCGAAACGUCCUGACAAUCAUGAAAAUAAAAGAGCAGUUGCAUCAGGAACUCCACAAAUAUCUAUAAGUACAGCAGACAGUAGCAAGAACAACCCAUUGAACCAUUCAUCAAUUAUUGCUGAUAAUGUUGUGAGCAAAGGAAUUGAUGAACUUAAUGUAAAGUACAUCCUUCCAAUAUUGGACUUAGUAAUCAUCCAACAGCCUUCCAAUAGUUUAUUUAGUUCUGUGGGUGAUGUACUCAACAGUGGAACUGCUGGUGUGGAAAUUGCUGUCAACAAAUGUGUACAAAACGAUAGUGCAGAAAACAACAAAAUACCAACAGUAGAUUCAUUAACUGGUUUGCAGACUGUCCUAACUAUCACAGAUACGAAUACAAAUAUUGGGCAUAAUCAUUUAGCAAAAGAUUUUGAUAUUUGUCACGAAUUCUCUCUCAAUUAUAAAACCCAUCCAGCUGCUGAAAGUAUCAAAGCUACAGAAAGCCACCGAUCUGAAGAAAGAUGUCCAGUGUUGUCACAAGAUGGAGUAACUGAACAACAGUCUGUUACUAAUUUGGACAAUGACAGAGACAAGCCAUUGGAACAUUUAUGGGACAAUAGUGAAAUAGAAAUAAAUGAGAAUUUCCAGAAAGACGAGCCCGAAAUCAACAAUGUCGUUAGCCAUCACCACUCUGCUGCAAGCGUUACUGACAUAACAAAGAAUACUUUGCAGCACGGUACAACAAAGGUAACUGACAUCUACCAUCGUAAGAGAUCCUCAAACAGAUUCAAAUUAAACCUUUUUCAGAGAGCAAAGAGUGUUUCCUCAUUACCUGAAAUGACGGGGCAAUGGCAAACUGAUAAUACCUCAUUCUUCAGCAAUCAAGAAAAACUGAAGACUCUCCCUCCAAUCAGACAUAACAGCAUUAUGUUGCUGAGUGAUGAAAAUAUAGAGAAAUACAAAGCAAUUUCAUCAAGGGAUGAAGUGAAUGAACAGUAUACCCUUACAAAUACAGCACAUGACAGCAAGGACACAUCCCAGAAAUGCCCAACAAAUAUUGAUGACAGAAGGUCUAGUAAUGAUUGUGAUCCAUCAGAUGGAUGUGAGAUUAACUGUACACCAGUGGGUGAUGUACUCAUCAAUGGAGCUGUUGGUGCAGAAAUUGUAGUCAACAAAUGUGUACAAAAUGAUACUGCAGAAACCAACAAAAUAACAGUAGAUUCACUAACUGACUUACAGACUAUCCCAACUAUCAAUGAUACAUAUAGAAAACUUGGACAGGAUUAUUUAGCAAAAGAUUUUGAUAUCUGUCCUGAAUUUCCACUCAAUUAUAGCAUCAGUCAAGCUGCAGAAUGUAUUAAUACUACAGAAGGCCACCGAUCUGAAGAAACAUGUCCGGUUUUGACUCAAAACGGAGUAACUGUUACUAAUUUGGACAGGCCAUUGCAACAUUUAUUGAACAGUACUGAAAUGGAAAUAAAUGAGAAUAUUCAGAAAGACGAGCCUAAAAUCAACAAUGUUGUUUCACCAGUUAUACUUCACCACUCUGCUGCAAAUGUUAUUGAUAUCACAAAGGAUACUUUACAGCACGGUACAACAAAGGUAACUGACAUCUACCACCGUAGACCAUCAAACAGAUUCAAAUUAGACUUUUUACAGAGAGCAAAGAGUGUUUCCUCAUUACCUGAAAUGACAGGGCAAUGGCAAACUGAUAAUACCUCAUUCUUCAGCAAUCAAGAAAAACUGAAGACUCCCCUUCCGCUCAGCCAUAAGAUUAAUCUGUUGCCGAGUGAUGAAAAUGUAGAAAAAUGGCAAGCAGUUUCAUCAAAGGAUGAAGUGAAUGAACAGUAUAUCCUUACAAAUACUGCACAUGACAGCAAGGACACAUCCCAGAAAUGCCCAACAAAUAUUGAUGGAAUAACUGUCAACAGAGGGUCUAGUAAUGAUUGUGAUCCAUCAGAUGGAUGUGAGAUUAACUGUACACCAGUGGGUGAUGUACUCAUCAAUGGAGCUGUUGGUGCAGAAAUUGCAGUCAACAAAUGUGUACAAAAUGAUACUGCAGAAAGCAACAAAAUAACAGUAGAUUCACUAACUGACUUACAGACUAUCCCAACUAUCAAUGGUAUAUAUAGAAAACUUGGACAGGAUUAUUUAGCAAAAGAUUUUGAUAUCUGUCCUGAAUUUCCACUCAAUUAUAGCAUCAGUCAGGCUGCAGAAUGUAUUAAUACUACAGAAGGCCACCAAUCUGAAGAAACAUGUCCGGUUUUGACUCAAAAUGGAGUAACUGUUACUAAUUUGGACAGGCCAUUGCAACAUUUAUUGAACAGUACUGAAAUGGAAAUAAAUGAGAAUUUUCAGAAAGACGAGCCUAAAAUCAACAAUGUUGUUUCACCAGUUAUACUUCACCACUCUGCUGCAAGUGUUAUUGAUAUCACAAAGGAUACUUUACAGCAUGGUACAACAAAGGUAACUGACAUCUACCAUCGUAGGAGACCAUCAAACAGAUUCAAAUUAGACUUUUUACAGAGAGCAAAGAGUGUUUCCUCAUUACCUGAAAUGACAGGGCAAUGGCAAACUGAUAAUACCUCAUUCUUCAGCAAUCAAGAAAAACUGAAGACUCCCCUUCCGCUCAGCCAUAAGAUUAAUCUGUUGCCGAGUGAUGAAAAUGUAGAAAAAUGGCAAGCAGUUUCAUCAAAGGAUGAAGUGAAUGAACAGUAUAUCCUUACAAAUACUGCACAUGACAGCAAGGACACGUCCCAGAAAUGCCCAACAAAUAUUGACGGUAUAAGUGUCAACAGAGGGUCUAGUAAUGAUUGUGAUCCACCAGAUGGAUGUGAGAUUAAGCGUACACCUCCACCACUGAAUCCAGAUCCCGGUCAGUUGCUUCAUGUAGACACUUCACUCAAUAAUCAACACAUGCCAACAGGUCAAGUCUUAAACACUGCUGAUGAUGCUGGAUUCUCAAAACGUCCUGACAAUCAAAAAAUUAAAAGAGCAGAUUUAUCAGGAACUCUGGAAAUAUCUCCUACAAGUACAGCACAUAGCAACAAGAACAAAUCAUUGUAUCAGUCAUCCAAUAUUGCUAACACUGUUUCAAGCAAAAGUAUAGAUGAAUUUAAUGCAGCCCACAUUCUUCCAAUGCUGCGUCCAGUGAUCAGCCAAAAGCCUUCCAAUAGUUCAUUUAAGAUGCUAAGUGAUUUGCUCAACAAUGGUGGUGCAAAAAUUGAGACAGCCAAAAUAUCAACAGUAGAUUCACUAACUGGCUUUCAGACUGUCCUAAAUAUCACAGAUAUACACGAAAAUCCUGGGCAAGAUUAUUUAACAAGAGAUUUUGAUAUCUUUCAUGAUGAACUAACCAAUGAGAAGUCAAAUAUUAAACGUUUACAUAAAACAAAUGAUGCACUACCAUCACCUAAGGCUCAGUACAUUACCACUAAUAUAAGCAAGAAUCAAGACAAGCAAGCAUGUCAUUCCGCAUGGAGUGAUGGCAUUGUAAUGGGCAGAUCGAACAAAUCAAAUGCCAAAGAUUGUUAUUUAUUGCCGUCUAGCCAACGGGUAUCUGGUAUAAUUAAAAAUAAGCAAUCUUUGACUCAUUCGACAUUGAGAAGCGACUUUGAAAUGAACGUAGCAGAUGUCAAGAAUGUAACAAAUGGUCAAUUGCAAAACAGAGCCGCCUUAUUGCAGUCACCAACUGGGCUAAAGUAUUCUUCAGACACUACAUGUGGCAACAAUAUUCAAUUUCAGAAUUCCUCUCCAAAGAAGGAUAUGUGUUCGAGGAAAAGCAUUGGCAUUAAAUCAACAAAUGACACUAACCUUGCAUUACCAGAUUUUCUGACUGAGCAAGAAUCUCCCGAUGAUCUCACUUACAACAAGAGCAAUAAAUAUUUGAAUGAGCCAAUGGAAGAUAGAGAUGCCACUUUGGAUCGAAGGUGGAAGGAUAUUUAUGCAAAAACAGAGAAGUAUUUAAUCAGUAGCGGUUCUACACCACCUGAUUCACCACAUGGUCAGUCUCCACGAAAUAAAUACAUCCUCAAGAAUUAUUCAACAGAUAGUUGUGACAUUUCUCCACAGGACAUUGACGUGGUAAAAGAAAAUAAAAAAGUAUUCAGAUACAGGCGAAAAUCAUUGCCGGGACGAAUGUUGGAGUAUGGGAGAUCAAGAACAUGCACAACUAAUGUACAUACAUUUAACUCCUUACAGCACUGUUAUCUAAAAAAACAAAUUGGUUCAGAAUUCAUAGAGAUUAAUGACUUACAUAACAGGUUAAAUACCAAUAGUGAUUUCUCUCAACACAGGGUAAACUCAACUAGUACUGACAAAGAUGAUAAUUCCUCUGUAAACAAUAAUGACCAGACAGGAGCAGCCAGAUUCUCAAAGAAUUAUUCCAGGUUUAAAAGCUCCCAGAUAUCCCAAUCUCACAAUGUACAAAACAGAUAUGGCCAUCUCUAUAGGACAACAUGUCUGAAAGAUAUUAAUUCACAUUGCAAUCUACUUUCUCAACCAGAUCAGGAAAAUGUAUUAUCCACCAACAUCAGGCAUGAACCUAAACUAACUACUCAAAAGAGACAAGCUGUGCCCUUCCCUUCCUUUUUAGGUUAUAUAAAACGUAGCAGACUUUAUGGAUCUUAUCCUGAUCUGUCCUUUUGUAACAGGAAUGAAUUUGAUUAUAACAUCUGUUCUUCGUACCAUGAUAGGCAAGACGAUGACGAAUUAAUAAAUAGAAAUGAAGACAAAAGCAAUAUUUCUCAAAAGGAAGCAGUAAAAAAGGAUACAUACUUAGAGAACAAGAAACAUGGGAGAGAGUGUAAACCUGAAUUUCACAAGAAAGCUGCUUCUCGAAGCAUUGAGGAUGUUUUUGAUCCACUCCCCAGUGAAGUAACACAGGAUCUAGGGAUGGAUGAUGAGACCGUUACGAACAAUGAGUAUUUUCCAGUGGAUAUAAAACUGUUCUGGCCAAAGGAAAACCCCACAGAUAUAAUACGACUGCUCAGUUCAACGUCCACUGGGAGUAAAAUGUCAGAGGAUAGUCUCUCCCCACAGUCAUAUCGUGUACCAGCUGAAAUUUGGAAACCAAACCUGUCCUGUUAUUCAGAAACAGACUCGGACACCACGACUGAUGAUGAGUAUUUCUUGGAUUGUAAUGAAACUGCAAAAGAAUCUGCAUUAUAAUACCCUUCACCACACAUAAGACUGAAUGGAGAAGUGUUUUACUGAUUUGAAACAAAUCAUGGUGUAUGGCCACCUAAUGCUUUGAUGACCAUGGACAUCUUACUAUGAUUUUAUGCUGUUAGAUUUGACUGAAAUGCUAAGUAACAUUGUUAUUACCUACUCUCCAUAAGUAUUUUCAAAACUUAUAACAUAGCCACUUGUUUUGGCAUACUUCCAAAAAAAGGCAGACAAAAAUAUUGGAGAAACUCAGCGGAUGAGGCAGCAUCUAUGGAGCGAAGGAAAUAGGCGACAUUUUGGGUCGAGGCCCUUCUCCAGGCAAUUGCUUGUACUGUUACAAACAUUUGAAAUUCACUUACACAUUUUUGGAUGAAUUUAUAUUUAAACCAGUAAUUGCCUGCUAUCUUAGGACUGCUUGGGAGGUGUUCUUUCAUCAGGUUUCUGAUGCAGGAUCACACCUGAAAAUUUAACAUAGCUUUCCCUCUUGUACAUACAGUUCUGUUAUGCAGUUCCAGUCCUUUAUGUUUUCAUUUGAGUUUUUUAAUUUUAUUGUUGGAAGCUCGUCCUUCAUACAUUAAAUUUUGUGAGCAAUUGUUGAGUUCAAAAGAUAGGUGCAAAAUGCUGGAGUAACUCAGUGGGUCAGGCAUCUCUGGAGGAAAAGAAUAGGUGACAUUUCAGGUCGAAACCCUUCACAUGGAUAGGAAAGGUUUAGAGGAAUGUGGGGCAAAUGGUGGGACUAGUGUAGACGGGACAUCUUGGUCAGCAUGUGCAAGUUGGGUCAUAGGUCCUGUUGCGAUACUGUAUGAUUCCAUGACUAUAUAUAAUUGAGGAGAUAGUCCUAAUAUUUUCCAAUGAAACAUGUUCCUUGUUUGAUCAUGGAUUUUACAUUAUAAUCUACACCUGUCCAUCAAAUAAAUAUUAAAGGUACACAAAAAUGCUGGAGAAACUCAGCGGGUGCAGCAGCAUCUAUGGAGCGAAGGAAAUAGGCGACGUUUCGGGCCGAAACCCUUCUUCAGACUGAAGGGUCUCCAGCAUUUGUGUGUACCUUCGAUCUUCCAGCAUCUGCAGUUCCUUCUUGAACAAAUAAAUAUUAAACUAGUCUUAUAAGAAAUUAUGCUUCCAUUAAAAUAGUGCAAUAAUUUUGCAUUUGCAAGCAUUCCCAAUUAUUUGGGUUCCACCCAAAGAAUAAAUGUUAGGAAGGUCAACCCCAGUCAUGUAGCACUAAAAGCACAAAGUAGUUUAGUUUAUUAUAGUCACUUGUACCGAUGUACAGUCAAGAGCUUUUUAUUUGUUGCCAAACAUAUAGAAGUAGCAAUUGGAUAAUAUACCUGGGUACUGAAAUUAGAUUCUUAAAUUUAUAAUGAAUGUGAAUUUAGGAAGCGGUAUAGAUUGUAACUGCCACUAUAUAAAGCUGUUAGUGAUACCAACCAGAGUCUGUAUUUUUAGGCAAUACAAUAAGCACAAUUUGUCAAAGUGUAUAUUUCCCUCCACUUAUAGUAACUCCUUCAGCAGUUCUUUGCUGGAAAAAAAAGUUUGCUAAUUUGUACAGUAUAUUGAGAGUAUGAAUGUAAUUAGAAAACCCAUGUAAAUGUAAUGAAUUUAUAUGAAACAAUUUGAGGCUUUUAUUUGUAAUAUAUUUAAAUGUAUGAGAAAUAUAGAUGUUAAAAUGUCUUGAAUGCUAAUUUGAAUGAAUAAUAAAUUAGAAAGAAAGAACAUGCAUGUGUCAAACAAAGUUCAUGAUCUCUAAUCCUUUCUUAUCCAUGCAAUUGUAAUUGUAAUUGUAACUAAUUUAUUAGCCAAGUAUGUAAAUAUACAAGGAAUUUGUUUUGCCAACAGUCAUACAAAAAAGCAACAAGAUACAUAACCACGUAACAUUAAACAUAGACUUAAACAGCCACCACAACAGCGUGUGAGGAUUCCCAGGGCACACAGCAAAAGCGAACACCCACAGCCAUCCGUUCAAUAUCCGGACCACAUGCACACUCCUUCAUCGUGAUGUGACCAGAGUUGUACCGACCGCUGUCACUCUAGCUGCAGUCCCUGUCUGCCCGAACAGUCAGAAAGCCAUCCACACUCACACUAGACUCCUGGACGUCCUCUUGGAGCCAUGUCCCUACAAACACCGAGAUCACGGCACUCCCUCCGAGUCCUCACUAGCGCAGGCUGCAUGUCCAUCUUAUUUUUCCGGCAACCUCGCAUUCCCCACUGUGGGGAAUUAUUAUUCAUUCAAAUUAGCAUUCAAGACAAUCGGUGCGAUCAAAGCUCCCGCAGUCGGCGAUCAAAGCUCCCGUGAUCGGAGCGGUCCAAGCUCCUGCGGUUGGAGCUCCCGCAGUCGAUCCCUAACAAAGCCAGCUCCACGAUGUUAAACCUGCAGUGCAGAGAAAGAUAUACGA
Messenger RNA from Leucoraja erinaceus (little skate), 14568 nucleotides. RefSeq lists its product as uncharacterized. The transcript has 6 exons. The coding region runs from base 44 to 12178 and encodes 4044 amino acids. The record is from RefSeq and is a predicted model, not a curated record. Gene Ontology annotation, molecular function: small GTPase binding. Gene Ontology annotation, biological process: intracellular protein transport. Lineage: Eukaryota; Metazoa; Chordata; Chondrichthyes; Rajiformes; Rajidae.